AUUGAAUAAGAUACACGCAGAGCGGAUCACCGCUAUUGCCUAAAUAACAAUCAUCUGUUGUUCGUUAUGGAGCUAAGACUUUUAUUUGGCUGUUUUGACCAGUUUCGCUCAUUAUGCUACACAGGAAAGAUGCCAAAUGACUGAAAAGACAGUAUCACCUGUGUAACAAACAGUAGUUUAUUUUGUUAUAUUUGUUAGUGGCGUACUCGUCAGUUCGUGUCCCACGUAUUUCAGGCUUUAUUAUUUUUUGCACAGGUCUAUGUUAGACGGCUUAAAAGUCAAAUAGGAAAACUUACACUUCCAGAUAAUAUACUUUUUCAGGUAUAAUUGUAUUAGUAACGUGGUGUUUUCAAUGGCUUGUAAAGCUAAUAAUGCAAAAACCCAAACCUGCCGUGAGGCUCAACUGAUUACUUAUCAAACUGGCUGUUACAGGAGGAUGAUUAGCUGUCUUACUAUAUGUUGAGAGUAUUUGUUUUGUGGAGGAGAGGUCUGUCUGUCCUUAUGUGCCGCUUGAUAAAAUAACCCUAUAUUCCUUAUCUCCGUGAACUCACAGAUAAGGUCUGAUGUGAGCAGGUGCACCAGGCUGGGGAUGGAGGCAUCUUGAGGUUCCAGCACUUGAGGCUAGAAGUUGAUUUUUAAAAAUGCUGUCAAGGUUUGUUGCUGCUGCCUGCCACUCUCUGAAGGGGGCUUUGCCUCGCUGGAAAUCUACCUUUCACGGAACGCAUUGCCCAACCGCGCCUAGGCAAUGGCUGGCAGGAACUGUGGUUCAGAGAAAGGCUCAUCGAUGGACUGUGGCUCCAUCAUCAAGGACAAAUCAGAAGCCAGUGUUUACCAGAGCUGCAGCAUUUGGAGAUAAGAUUGCUAUUAUGGACAGCAGUGGCAACUACAGCUACAAGCAGCUGUACUGCAGCAGCUUGGGAAUCGCAAAUAGAAUACGUAUAGCUCUCAAGUCUGAUAUAGGAAGUCUGGAAGGAAAACGAAUCUCCUUCCUGUGUGCUAAUGAUGCUUCCUAUACAGUGGCACAGUGGGCAAUUUGGAUGAAUGGUGGGGUAGCAGUGCCCCUGUUCAGAAAGCACCCUCAAUCUGAGCUGGAGUAUAUAAUCUCAGACUGUCAGAGUUCACUGCUGGUGGCAGGGCAUCCCUAUGCUAAAACACUUGACCCACUGGCACAGAGACUGGGGUUGCCAUGCCUGGCACUGCCCCCUACACAUAACCUUGGCACUUUAAAUAAGACAGAUACUCAAGCAGAGGAGACAGCCAUUACAGAUUGGGCGGAGCGACCAGCUAUGAUCAUCUACACCAGCGGUACCACAGGGAGGCCCAAAGGAGUUCUACAUACACACAGCAGCCUCCAAGCCAUGGUCCAGUGUCUGGUUUCAGAAUGGGCCUGGUCCAUCGAUGAUGUCAUCCUGCACACCUUGCCGCUCCACCACGUGCAUGGCAUUAUAAAUAAGCUGCUGUGCCCACUAUGGGUGGGCGCCACCUGUGUAAUGCUGCCUGAAUUCCAGCCUCAGAAGGUCUGGGACAUGCUGUUGAGCCCCCAGGCUCCUAAGGUUAAUGUGUUCAUGGCCGUGCCCACCAUCUACUCUAAGCUGAUCCAGUACUACGAUCAGCACUUCACACAGCCUCACGUCAAGGACUUUGUCAAAGCAUUCUGCAAAGAAAGGAUAAGGUUAAUGGUUUCUGGCUCGGCUGCUCUUCCUCUUCCCACUCUGCAGCGCUGGGAGGAGAUUACAGGACACACACUGCUGGAACGCUACGGCAUGACUGAGAUCGGCAUGGCUCUAUCCAACCCCCUCAAGGGUCCACGCAUCCCAGGGGCUGUGGGGCUGCCACUUCCCGGAAUGGAAGUGCGGCUUGUCAUGAAUAACCCAAAUAACACCACAAUCGUGGAGAGCAGUCAAAGAGAAACCCAGGUACGCCCAGGUCUGGAGGGAAAAGAGGGCGAGCUCUUAGUGCGAGGUUCAUCUGUGUUUAAGGAGUACUGGAACAAACCUCAGGAGACCAGAGAGACUUUCACUGAUGACGGCUGGUUUAGAACAGAUUGGCCCUGAGCUGAAAAUGUUUACACUGUGCGUCUGACACAGAGCGCGAGAUGAAAUCUGAGAAAGUAAAGCUAAUGGGGCCGACUGACAGGCCUGUAGACGGUGAAGAAGCGAGCGCUAAGGGAGGAGGGGGGAGGUUGGAUCAAUAAGUUCUCGCUGGUCAGAGGUGUCUCCUCCAGCGCGAGCGGGUGCCGCGCAGCGUUUGCUCUACGGGGAAGCUGUCAACUUCUCCCGAGUGCUCUCUCUUUCCACUUAUCUUCACAAACAUCUCUGAACACAUCGAACACCUCUCACCUUUGUCAACCCUCCUUUUGUGCUCUGCAACUCCACCUCUCCGCCGUCUGCAGCUGCGAUGAGAGGUCGGCUCAAGCCGACUGCGAGCGACGUGAUGUGCACAGGUAAAAACAAUGAAUCUGGGGCAACACCGCUGAGAACUGCUUUUAGUUGAUCUCUUAAAAGAAGUGGCGCGGCAGAUUUGAGCCUCCACUUCUGGAGUAUGACAUCUUGAAAUAACCCAUAAAUGCAUGAAUGAAUACAUAAAUUAGAGAGAACACGAGGCAUUAGCGUGUUUCACAUUUAGCAUAAUGAGGUGAAUAAUGAAGAUAUGGCUGUAUCGGACAUAUCUGCUGUUUGGAUAUUCAUUUAUUAAGACUCGAGAUCAAACGAUAAUAGGUGAGUUUGAUUUUUCUGUAAAGUUUUAUAAAUAGAAGGUUGUUUUGAAGGAUUUACAGUGUCAAGCAGGCAGCAAGGCGUCACUGUUUAGAUCCGUGUGUGUAAUAAAGUGAAGAAACCCUGUACUGUAGCUGUAAAGGUGAGCUUAGAGGUUUCCAGGGUGAAUUCUCCACAGACCAGCACCAGUGUAGCUUAUAUCCUGCACAUGUGCUCUCCUCUCCCCUGCGCUCAUUUCUCUGUGUGUUCUCAAUGUCACACAUCACCCCAGGUCACACUGUGUCCUCCAAACCCAAUGUCAGAGACCCCUGUAGGAUUUACCAAGACCGUCUUCACAGCAGCCACCUCCGUUACACUUACAGCCAUGGUUUCAGUGCAUGGCGGUUUUCACACCAGUUUAAGGUGAAUCUAGUUAAAUACAGGCUUCAUGGGCACCAAUAAACUCCAGGAGUGUUGAAACCUCUGCCAGCAUGUUGCGUUUUCCUGACAUUUAAAACGUCUAAAAACUUCUGGGAGUUUUCUAAUCUGCCUUUCAUAAUUGACCACUGUAUCUUGGUUGGCCAUCUGAGAUGUCUGAAUCGGUGCAGAGCUGGAGCAUGUAAACGACAGUUAAGUAGUUUACUUGAUGAACAUAGCAGAUCUGAGACAGACAUCAAUCCUCGGGCUCAGCUUGUUAUCUGCUGGUGGAGAGGCAACCCAGCAAGGAAUAUAAUCAGCAGCAUUAACAUAAAGCAAUUCAAGCUUCUUUAAUUGCAUUAUAUUAAACAAAUUAGAUCACUCAUCCAAGUGCAAAGUGCUUUCUUGUACCAUAUUAAUUACUAAAAAUGGAGCUGUGACAAAAGUUAAGGAUGAUAAAUAAUGUCAGAGCUGAGAUUUCACUGCUUGGCUGUCUGUUAUUUAUCCUCAUUAACUCUUCCAUCUAGGCAUUGGGGUUUUAAUGUGGAACAUUAAUAUUCAUAUAUGCUAAGUGUUUACAGUCACUGUGAGAAGAGGCAUGAGUCACAUUUCACCUCUCUCAUCUUUUGUGCAGAUAAGGCCUCUCCUCUCCACAGCCAUGGAGGGCACUCGGCUCUAACCUGCGCUGCCAGAGUUUAGGUUGCGCUGAGUGUGAUGAGAGAUUGGGACUCCACUUUACUCUCUCCCAGAGGCGAAGCGUCACCUCAUCAGUCUCACUUUGAACACUUCAGCGAUGCUGGUGGGGAGGCAUGCAUAAACACAACGUAGUAUCUCUUUAAAAAAAGUCGAGGCAAACUAUUCAGGUGGUUUUGGAAGGUUUGUGCUGCCACAAGUGCAGUUGGUGUCUGUGUAGUCGAUGCACAUACGAUGAUCAUCUGUCGAACGUGUCCUCACUUUACAGACUUUAGUUCAUUCUCUAACGCCUGCAAUUGGGACAAACGCCUUUUGGCUCUGGGUUUAGGUGUCGUGAAGACUUCGUGACAUGUGUUCUGACUUUUAAGUUUAAAUUUAACUGUGGAUGUAAUAAAUAAUGGCGUGCGCUGUGUUGUUUGCUUUUGUGUAAAGAGAGUUCAGUUAAAAGCCCAGAUUAGAUAAUAAAGUGAAUCUGGAAAUUUUCUCUUCUAUUGGGGGUUUACAUGCAAGUCACGUCCUAAGAUUUCAGUGGGGUGUGCAAAUAAAAACAAGUCCACGGAAUUUAGAUUGAGGUCAGGCUUAAAUCACAUUUAAUUACAAGCACUUAUUUCUGUUUUGUUAUUCAGUCAUAGCAGACAUUCUUUAUGUGGCUUGAAGGUCAUGACAACCUAAUAGAUGACUUCAGUCACCUCUGCAAUAAGUGCCUCUGUGCAUUUUUAUUUGCCCUUCUCUUUCGCCAUCGACUCGAGCAGCGAUGCUUGGGGGGAACUGGCUGAAGUGUUUGGGAUGUUGGUCUUUGUCAUGUGUCAAAGUGGCCUUUUCCCUUAUGCAGAUUUUGUUUCUAAAAAGCUAAACACUAGGUUUUGUCUGUGUUUCUGUCUCAUUUUAAGUCAGUGUGUCAUUUUAAGUGGUGGUCGAAUCAUGAUGUUUCCCUGCCAGCUCUGAACGUUGCUGAGUGGGUGCACAGGGUUUGAUGGGUGAAGAACCUGUGCAUGCUAUUGUACCUGCCUCGUCUGGGCUAGAUUUAAGCUCCAUGCUGAGGGCUGUGCAUAUCGUCAUAUAACAGUAUUAGAAAGACUUUGAGUAUGAUAAUCUAUAGAAGGUGUCUUGUCUUUAUGUACUCUAGUCUGUUGACUAGAGCACAUAAAGAGUAGACUAGGAGCUUGACUUAAUGACAUGUCGACAAUGCAGGUUUUUUUAUUAAAACUUAUGCAGAGGAACCUGUUGUGAACUAGUCUUCAUAAAAGCUGUGCCUUGUAAUGAGACUGUCUGAAAGAGGCGCAUUAGAUACGAAAACCUUCAUAAUGUGGGUUUCCUGUUUAAAUCAUAAAAGUAGCCCCAAAACAGUCAAGUAUUGAUUUUCCUCUCUCGUUCUGUCAUUUUCUUAUUGUGUAAAAAACAUUGCAGAAGUUUUCUCUGCCCUCCGUCCUCAGUCAGUGUCGAUCUGUUUUUUUUCUUCCUCUUUUCCCCCCACACUGUGUGCCUUCACUUUCUUUAAUGCCUCAGAAUGAGAUGAAAGCCCAGUGCAAUUAGGCUUCUUAUCGUUUUAAUUAAGAAAGCCAUUCGGCCAUAUCUGCCUUCGACGCCAUAACACAUAAUGGCAGAGAGUCUCUAAUGCCUGAAGUUGUGUGUGUGUGUGUGUG
This is a messenger RNA of Betta splendens (Siamese fighting fish), 5446 nucleotides long. RefSeq names its product acyl-CoA synthetase family member 3 (gene acsf3). Gene Ontology annotation, molecular function: medium-chain fatty acid-CoA ligase activity. The record is from RefSeq and is a predicted model, not a curated record. The coding region runs from base 642 to 2054 and encodes 470 amino acids. Lineage: Eukaryota; Metazoa; Chordata; Actinopteri; Anabantiformes; Osphronemidae. The transcript is spliced from 7 exons. Gene Ontology annotation, biological process: fatty acid metabolic process.